This is a messenger RNA of Durotheca rogersii, 2149 nucleotides long. RefSeq names its product kinase-like protein. Bases 172 to 2115 code for a protein of 647 amino acids. Gene Ontology annotation, molecular function: ATP binding; protein kinase activity. The transcript has a single exon. The record is from RefSeq and is a predicted model, not a curated record. Gene Ontology annotation, biological process: protein phosphorylation. NCBI's taxonomy places the organism in Eukaryota, Fungi, Ascomycota, Sordariomycetes, Xylariales, Xylariaceae.
AGACAGACAGGCGUAUACUACUCCUCGUACCACUCUUGGUUGCCCUUGCUGGAUAAACGUCAGGCAAGGGGGAAAGGAUUUGUACACUUGUGUGUGUACGAUCAUCCCUGGCUACGACAGGCUCGCGCCCCUCUCUCACCUCGGUUUACCUGUCUCAUUUGAGACAGCGUCAUGGAAUGCUUAAGAAACAAGUUUCAAGAUGGCGUUGUUCUCGAUGGGAGAUUUCAAACAAUCUCCCCGCUUAACCAUGGUUCCUUCGGGAUGGUCUUCUUGGCGAGGGACUUGCAAACCAAUGAGCUCGUUGCCAUCAAGUGCAUGACAAAGAAGGCGGCUGCCAACGAAGCCGGCAUCGAGUUUGCUAUCGACGAGAGGUCCGAAGAGCUGUUCUGCCACCGCCGACUAGGAGCGCAUCCCAACAUUGUCAAUUUGGUCCACUCCUUCGAGACCAAUGCUCACGUGUACCUCGUCCUCGAGUACUGCUCCCGUGGAGAUCUCUACGAGACCAUUCGAACUGGAUGUGGUCCUCUGGAGACCGAGCACGUUCGUCGCUUCAUGCUCGAGCUGGUUGAUGCUGUCUCGUACAUGCACUCGAAGGGCAUCUAUCACCGCGAUAUCAAACCCGAGAACAUCUUUCUCAACGAGUCGGGUUCGAUGAAGCUGGGCGACUUUGGACUGGCCACCACGGAGCGAUGGAGCUACGAGACCACUGUGGGAAGCGAUAGGUACAUGUCACCUGAGCAGUAUGACUCAGUCGGAGCCGGAUACUCGCCUGCCCAGGCCGACAUUUGGGCGAUUGGCGUCUGCCUGCUUAACAUUCUCUUCUCUCGGAACCCUUUCACCACCCCUACCGAGGCCGACCCCUUGUUCCUAGAUUUCUCGCGCGACAAGCAGUCGCUCUUCGAUGUCUUCCCCACCAUGUCCCAAGAUACCUACGAAGUCAUCGUUGAGUGCAUGAAUCUGGACCCGAGCAAGCGAUCGCUGGUCGGCGCCAGGAACGCCCUUCGCCGCGUCGUCAGCUUCACCACCCUCACCGAGGACCUCGACGUGUUCUGCGCGACGGAGCGCAGCGCCGUUGCCACUGCGAACCGCGAGCCCCUCCGGACUCCCUCGAUCCAGAGUCCUCAGAUGGAGCAGGGCACCUUCCCUUGGGCGAAGGCCUUGCACGCUUCCCCGCUCCAGUCCCUGCGUCAACUGAGCGCUAUCCCGGACGACGAGAGUUAUACCGAAGAUUUGUUCUCGAAGUCGGCGGAAACUACGGGCUGGCUGUCGGCCUCUGUCCAGACUCCUUCGAUCUCGUCCGUGUUGACCUCUAAUCUCGGGGUGUCGAUGAAUUCGCUCGACGUGCUGUUACCCGUGAAGAUACCGGCCCGCUCAGGUGCUAAGGCGUCUGCAAUUUCUGGGUCGUUGCCCAUCACCAUGUCGAAGCCGAGGCCGAGUCUCGGGGCCUUGUCCUCGGUGUUUGGCCGCCAGAAGGACACGGUGUCGAAGAGCUGGAGCGACAUGUGGGAUGAGGAGGAGGAAGAAGAGGAAGAGGAGCGCGCCCGUCAGGUUCAAGCCCUCAACAAACUGAACUCGAGGACCUGGAGUCAAGAGAGCAAGGAGGAGGCACGCACUCCCCAGCAGGAUCCGGUAUCACUGCACCAGGCGCCAGCGUCUGUUAAUGAGAAGCCAGAGGCUUCGCCUGUGAAUGAUACCAUUUCAAACGACAUCGACGGGGAUUUGGUGGCCGAUGGAUUCUUCUUCCAUGAGCCCGUUGUUAUUGAACAGCCCGAGCAUUUUCCCCCUCGGUACUCGCCGCCGUCGAAGCGUAGCUGCCUCGACAAGUGGGCGGCGCUUGGGGAGCGCCGCCGCGCCUACGCUGGAGCACCGGUGCCCAAGUCGCUGGACUUUACUAUUAAGUCUCGACGACAGUUUGGUUUCAAUUUUAAUAAUUCGCACGGGGUAGGGAUCGGUAUUUGGGACCACACCACUCAAGCACAGAAUCAGCAUCACAAAUGGAACAAUCGGGACCGCGCCCCCUUGCGCGAGUGCCCGUGGAACAAGGGCCGAGACGGGAACUGGCGUAAGGACAAACGUCACGAUUUCGGCGAAGUUGAGUGGGUUGGCCAUUGGUAGCGGGAAGAGGAACAACUCGACCCCGAGUUUCUCC